GGACCUUCCGGCUUUCCGUCCGCCGCGGCGGUCAUUGGCGGGCGCCAGCCAGCUGACCAGCGCCGACGUGCGGGGGAGGCUCCAGAAUGGCGGCGUCCGCAGCGCUGAUCCUCCCGGAGAGCCCCAGCAUGAAAAAAGCAGUGUCGCUGAUAAAUGCAAUAGAUAUAGGAAGAUUUCCACGAUUGCUCACCCGAAUUCUUCAAAAACUUCAUCUGAAGGCUGAGAAUAGUUUCAGUGAAGAAGAGGAAGAAAAACUUCAAGCUGCAUUUUCUCUAGAAAAACAGGAUCUUCACCUGGUUCUUGAAACAAUAUCAUUCAUUUUAGAGCAGGCAGUAUAUCAUAAUGUGAAGCCAGCAGCUUUGCAGCAGCAGUUACAGAACAUUCACCUUGAAGAAGACAAAGCAGAAGCAUUUGUCAGUGCCUGGUCUUCUAUGGGUCAAGAAACAGUUGAAAAAUUCAGGCAGAGGAUUCUUGCUCCCUACAAGCUAGAGACAGUCGGAUGGCAGCUUAACCUUCAGAUGGCCCACUCUGCUCAAGCAAAACUAAAAUCUCCUCAGGUUGUGUUACAACUAGGAGUGAGCAGUGAAGAUUCAAAGAGCCUGGAGAAAGUUCUUAUGGAAUUCAGUCACAAGGAGUUGUUUGACUUCUAUAACAAGCUAGAGACCAUACAAGCACAGCUGGAUUCCCUUACAUGAUGUGCAAGACUGGUGACUCCAUCACACGCCUGCCACCUCAUCAUUUUGCAUUGAAGAUAAACUGCCAGGUUGUGUUUUCUGAAGGAUUCAGUAAGCUUUCUUCUUAUAAAUUAUAUGGCUGUUGCUUCUUAGACAAACAAUAGCCAGGGGAGACCAUUGUUCUGAAAACAGGUUCUAAUAUAUGUUUUCUAGUUCUGUGAGCCAAGAGCACUUUUGCUUUAAAAGAUAUGCACCUGAAGUGCAUACCAUAUUUACUGUCCUAUUUUUGCCUUAUUGCCUCACCUGUUUAUUUGUUACAUACCUGACAACACCUUUAUGUAUCAAGGAGAGUCCAUGGAUACCCUGUGUAAUGUGUACCUUAGAAUACAGAACAUCAGUAAUUAAUAAAAGUAAGAAAGCAGCCACAUGCAAUCACAUCAUUAUGACAGUUUUCCUUAAGUAUAAUGAGUAUAUUUUUCUUGGGAAAUAAUAUAGGAAAGAACUUUUAAAUAGACCCACUAGUAGUAUACCAGUUUAUUCUAGUAUGAGUUUCUCUGUGCACUUUAAUUUUUCUCUGAGUUUAAUGAUUUAAAAGUAGUCCAGGUUUUUGUGUGCUUUUCUUUGUUCUGCACAUUAAUAAUGACUUACUUUAUAGUGUGGGAGACAGAUUCAGAUCAUGAAUAAAAAUAACUAUAAUGCAUGCUAAAUGGGAACCCUUAAAAUUUCAAAAGAUACUUUUUAUAUUCUUUCUGUAAAUACAUUAAUUUCAGUCAAUAAAAUUUUGACUGCUUAGAAUUAGUUGAACUGAAAUGCAUGGUAUUUCAUGCUAUGAAUAUAUAAAAAUGCAAGUAUAGUUGCCUCUAAGAAAAUAUCAAUUGAAUUUUUUAUGAAUGAAGUAUCUGUCCUAUAUUGUUUCCAGAGAAUCCGAGGAGGGAGGGAAGGACAAAGGGAAGUAGCGGGUAAGAAGGAGAUGCUGGGGACUUGGCAGGGGUGACAGGAUGGGAGAGAUUGAUUCAUUCAAACCUGACUUUCUUCAUAUGAAGGAAUUUGAUUUUAGAAAUGUCCUGUAGUUAAUAAACAGGGCCAUUACAAUCAAAUCAUACUCCUUUUGUGAGGUAUCUGAGUAAUAAUGCAAGUUGUUGAAUAUCUCCCAAAUAAAUGUUUUAUAUAUGGAAUUUCUUCCUUGACUUACUUGUAUGUUAUUUAGACAGAUUGGGAGUUUGGAUUAUUUCAGAAAAGUAAAUAUUGUAGUUGCUGUCCAUAAUUGAUUUGAAAAGUUUUAAACUCAAAUUUCCAUUGAUAAGAUAUCUGGAAGACAUGUUUAUACUACAGUGGGAUUUGUUUCUGUAUGUGGCUUGUGGGAUAUAAUUUUUUUAUGCUCUAUUCUGCUGGUCUCCAGAGGCAACAACCUGACUGCUGUAAACAUUUUGCUAUAUAUUCUUUUCAACUUCUUAUGUACAAAUAAACAUAUACAUCAUCUCAAGUUGAAUUUGUUAGGCCUUCCUGACAGUGACCAUAGGGAUAGGUGAAGUUUUCAUUGAUUUAAUGGCCAACUUGAAUCCCCAUGUAGGUAUCUAAAUUAAAUGUGACAGUUCCAAGUGAAAUUUUCUAUUAGUAGGUCAUUUUAUACUCCCUAAAAGAGCUGGUCUUAUACUCAGACAUAUCUAAACCUAUUCAAAAAAAUGUGGUAAAUAGUUUUCUCUCCAUUAGUCUAGUUCGAGAAAGUCUGACCAAAGGCAUUGAAGAAGGGAAAUGUAAAAGGUUUAAUUCCAACUAAGAACAUAAUUAUUCCUGAAAUAUAUUAAAUUGCAGUUCGUUUUAUUCCAUAAGGCACCAUCAUUAUUAUGACACACAAGUCAAGAAAAUAUCAUUCCUAAAGAGAUUAAAUACUCUUUCAUAUGUUACUUUUUCAUAGAAAUAAAAUGGGUAGAGGGAUAAGUGGGUACUGGCACCUCCUAUCAAUAAAUAUGUCUUGUAUGAAUAUUUGACAUGAGGAUUGAAUAAAAAUAGAAUUACUUGCUAGAAAGGAACGAAUGCACUAUUUUUGUACAUACUACAAAUAAUAUCUACAAUUAUCUAGUUAUAAAAUAUUAUUUUUCAUUAGAAAGUACAAAAUAUCAUAAAGAAGUAACCUAAAAUUAUAGAAUCCCUCAUCCAGAAGUGGCUAUUAACAUUUUGGUAGAUUUUAUUGAAGUUUUUAUUUCUAUCCAUGUAUCUUUCUUUUUUCUCCUUUUUUUCUUACUUUCCUAAUAAAUUGGAGUUAAUGCCAUAAA
This is a messenger RNA of Manis javanica (Malayan pangolin), 2947 nucleotides long. Lineage: Eukaryota; Metazoa; Chordata; Mammalia; Pholidota; Manidae. The record is from RefSeq and is a predicted model, not a curated record.